Falco peregrinus (peregrine falcon) is the source of this 3421-nucleotide messenger RNA. RefSeq names its product kazrin, periplakin interacting protein (gene KAZN). The transcript has 10 exons. The record is from RefSeq and is a predicted model, not a curated record. Lineage: Eukaryota; Metazoa; Chordata; Aves; Falconiformes; Falconidae. The coding region runs from base 29 to 1513 and encodes 494 amino acids.
GGGCUCCUGCAGCCGUGGGCGCUGCCCCAUGACCAACGGCCGGGACCCGCAGCGAGCCAUGGACCCCGCGCCGGCCGCCCCCGGCCCCGCCACCUUCUCGCCGGUGUUCGGGCAGCAGUGCCAGCUCAUGGAGGCAGCUGUGGAGUCGCUCCAUUCCCUGAAUGACCAGAUCUCCCAUUUUAUCAUCAACAAAUCAAAAACGCUGGAUGAAGAGGAAGAUGCCUUUCUGCCCAGCGAGAAGGAAUCUCUGAAAAAUGCCAUGAUGCUGAUGAGGCACCUCCUAAUGGAUGCGCAGGCCAAAAUCCUGCACAUGAUGGACGACAACAAGCAGCUGGCGCUGCGCAUCGACGGGGCGCUGCAGGCGGCGGGCCAGGAGGUGACGGCGCUGCGCGCCGAGCUGGCCGCCACCGGCCGCCGCCUGGCCGAGCUGGGCAGCGACCCGGCCAUGGAGCACGGCCCGCACAGCGCGCAAGCGCUGCUGCGGGAGGAGGUGGCCCAGCUGCAGGAGGAGGUUCACCUGCUCCGGCAAAUGAAGGAAAUGCUGACGAAAGACCUGGAGGAGACGCACGGCAGCAAGUCCCCGGAGGUGCUCUCGGCCACCGAGCUGAAGGUGCAGCUGGCGCAGAAGGAGCAGGAGCUGGCACGCGCCAAGGAGGCUCUGCAGGCCAUGAAAGCUGACCGCAAACGCUUGAAGGCAGAGAAGACGGACCUGGUGAGCCAGAUGCAGCAGCUGUACGCCACGCUGGAGAGCCGCGAGGAGCAGCUCCGCGACUUCAUCAGGAACUACGAGCAGCAUAGGAAAGAGAGCGAGGACGCGGUGAAGGCACUGGCAAAGGAGAAGGACCUCCUGGAGCGGGAGAAGUGGGAGCUGCGGCGGCAAGCCAAGGAGGCGACGGACCACGCCAGUGCCCUCCGCUCCCAGCUCGACCUGAAAGACAACCGCAUGAAGGAGCUGGAGGCCGAGCUGGCCAUGGCCAAGCAGUCCCUCGCCACGCUGACCAAGGACGUCCCCAAGCGCCACUCCUUGGCCAUGCCGGGCGAGACGGUGCUGAACGGCAACCAGGAGUGGGUGAUGCAGGCCGACCUCCCGCUGACGGCCGCCAUCCGGCAGAGCCAGCAGACCCUCUACCACUCGCACCCCCAGCACCCGGCGGACCGGCAAGCGGUCAGAGUGAGUCCCUGUCACUCCCGGCAGCCGUCCAUCAUCUCCGAUGCCUCCGCGGCCGAAGGUGACCGGUCAUCCACGCCGAGUGACAUCAACUCACCCCGGCAUCGAACGCACUCACUCUGCAACGGGGACAGUCCUGGACCAGUACAGAAGAACUUGCACAACCCAAUCGUACAGUCUCUAGAGGACCUGGAAGACCAGAAGCGGAAAAAGAAGAAAGAGAAGAUGGGCUUCGGUUCCAUCUCCAGGGUGUUUGCCCGGGGGAAGCAGCGCAAGUCCCUCGACCCCGGCCUCUUCGACGGUACGGCCCCCGACUACUACAUCGAGGAGGAUGCGGACUGGUGACCCCCCACCUCUCCCCAGCUCACCGCCACCGCUGUACAUACCCCUGCCCCAGCCCCGCCUGUGGACGUGUGACCUGUUGUCUUGGGAGCGAUGCAGCCGUGUCGUAACUUCAGUUUUUUUCCUUUUUUUCAUGGUGGUUUUUUGUAUUUUUUUUUUCUUCCAUACUGAUAACUCCUCCGUUGUCACUUCAGUUUGUCCGUUUGGGUUUUUGUUGGUUUUGUUUUGGGGUUCUGUUCUUUUUUGGUUCUUUUUCCUUCUUCUUUUGACAAAACUUGAAACUUGAAGGACUGCUGUGUCUCUGUAAAUACCCAAAAUAUUGUGCACUUUGUGCUUGUGACGUCUCUUGUCCGAAACCCGCUGUUUUCCGGAGCCCAGCCCGCGGGAUGUCCUCGCCUGGGGACGAAGAACCUGCCCAGCUGAGGGACCUUAGAGAGAAAACACACACACACACAAAAAGGAAAAAAAUGAAAAAAAAAAAAAAUCUCAUUCGCUGUGAUGUCUUCCUGGCCGAACCCCGCGGAGGCGACACGGGCUGGUUGUAACGCCUGCCGGUCUGGAAAUAAGUGUUUUAACGUUCCUUUUUAGUUGUUUUAAUUUAUUUGCACAAACCCAGAGGAGCUAUUCUAACUAAAUUAUUGCAGAAGUUUUGGGAUUUUUAUAUUUUUCCAUGUCGGUUGGGAUGGGGCGGGGAGGAAGAAGGGUGUGUUUGUACUGUACUGUCCUGGGAAGCUGCUGCUGGGGGGGACUGGACCGUGGACCCCCCCCCCCACUGUCGGCACUCUUGGCCCCGUGGCUGCAGAUGCCCCAGGAGCACUUAACGCCUUGGAAAACGCAAACUUAAAUACAUGCCAGAAAAUCGGUCGGGGAGGGGGGGUGAAACUGGUGGGAGCUUUGCCCUCUGUCUUACCCCACAUCUGGGGGGCUCACCCUUUGCUUCAAGUGAAAUUUGGGGGAUCUGGCAUGAGCUGGGAGCAGGGGAGAGGUGAUAGCCCGAGAUAUCCUGAGACGUCGCCCAGUCAGGGCUGGCCACCCCGCUUCCACGUGGGGUGUUACUGCUGUCGGGGGAGGGGCUGGGGAAAUCGGUACGAGUCCCCGCCGGGGAGGUUUUUGUGGCACCGGGGUGAUUUUGAGGCGCAGGUGGAGCUUGUGCUUCCGAAUUCCCUGGGAAUGCCCUGGGAGCAGCCCCCCGGCGCAGCCGCUGCUUCCCCUCCCCACUAACACACACCGCGCUCUGCUUAUGCCAAGACAAGUACCUUAUGCUUUAAUGCUUACGAUAUAAUUUUAAGCUCUUAAAAAAAAUGUAUUAAGAUUUAUUUAAUGAUGCUAUAAUAGUGUAUUAUUUUUCUUAAUUCUGAUACGCGCACCCCGGUUGAAAAAGGGGUAUUUUUGUCUUAAAUCACCGAACUAAACCGCUGAUGCCCUCGCGCUGUGUAUUCCUAAGGGAUGAUGCGGGGAGGCCAUGGGGGGGCAAGUGGAGGGAGCAGCCCCCCGGGCUCUGCCGAGGGGAGGACCUGGGUUGGCAGGGCAGGCUUUGCCCCGUGGCAUCUUUCUCCGCAGAGAAGCAUUUUUAUACGUUUUGUUGGGGUUUUGGGGUUUGGUUCGUUGGUUGGUUGUUUUUUUUUGUUCUCCUUGCGUUUUUAUAAUUUAAACUAUAAACCACCAGAACAGAUGAGCAAUUUCCUUGUUACUGAGUAGUUUCCUUUGCAUUUCAGCUUUUUUGUAAAUUAGGAAAUAAUUCUAAAAAGUACUAAGAGGAUGAUUUAUUUAAAAGAGAACUUCGAUAAAUAGCAUAUGAAUUAUGGGUAACAUUAGAUUUAACUUUUCCCCAUGUGAGUGGGGGAGAAUCCUUGAAGGCAUGGAUGCAAAUAUAAAAUUAUAAAAGAUCUAAAUAAAGCUUAUUUUAAAGUA